GUUCGAAACGAUGUGCCGGGCCCAUGUAUGGGGCAGUUUAGGCGCCGCCUGGCCACCCGUAAGGCGUGAUCUGGCCUGGCAGGACUUGUUAUUUGGCCCGGGUGCUCGUGCUCGUGCUGGCGGGUUGUGCCUACAAUCUGCUGUGAUUAUCCGCUAGACCCUGCAAUGACAUGACAAGCCCAGACAGGCCGGCUGUUGUCUGUCCGCCCCCCCCCGUGAUCUAUCUACCUACCUGUCUAUCUAGUCUGUCUAGUCUGUCUACUUAGUCUAUCCAGGGGACUUGGUUCCGACCUUGGAUCUCAUCACGACCCGGAUCCCGGACCACGGAACACGACUCUGCGGCCACGACGAACCCGACGACGCCACGACGACAUCCUAUUGCCACCACCGCCGCCGCCGCCGCCUCGACGACGCCCAACGGUGAGCCCCCGACCCGAUCCGGCUCCAACAAAACCACGCACACUGUGUCACCGUCUCAGCCUGCGACCUACCAGGACUCGUCAGGACCAGAUGAGCAAGGCCUUCCAGGGCCCGCCCCUCCGCGAUUAAAUCAUAUUGUCCCAAACCUGUACCCGUGAACUGUUGUCGCCGAUCCCGAUGGCGGCGUAAUCCAUGGCAGAACGAAGCACGACAAGCUGGAACUCGCGCUCGUCCAGAAGUACUGAACCCACCUCGUCGGCCUCUACAGCGACCUCGACCUCCUUCCCUCCCCUCCCCCUCCCGGCCUCCGCCGCGACCGAUAUCCCGCCGCCGAACUCGAACUCGACCCCGACCCCGAGUGCAAGCCCACGGGCGACAGCAAACACACGGCCGGCGGCGACGUCGUCGACGACAAGAGCAGGUGCGGCCCCUGUAGUACCAGGCGCGACCAACACCCGGCCUCGUUGCUCCUCCUCGCCAAAAACAACAAGUAGGCCUGCCACCCGCUCGUCAGCUCGCCAGGCAGCCAGGCAGGCAGAAUCAUCCCGAUCUGCCGGCGUUUCUGCUGCUGGGUCCCCGACCGAACCUGCCCCUCCUCCGCCCGCCUCUCGACGACUCGACCCCCGGAAGCGUAAGGUCACCGCCGAUCUAGAGGUCGCACCCGAACCUGUCCCCUCGACUAGACGUUCCAAGAGGGCAAAGGUUUCCGACCAACAGCCGCCUCAGCCAGCCGCUGCCCCAGCACCACACUCACAGCCCGCCUACUCUCUUAGGAAGAGAAAGGGAAAACAAGCUCCGACUAUGUCGAGUCCAGAAUCUGCCGCAGGCCCAUCCAUACCCCCUUCGGAAAUUGCGCAGUCUGCCUCGUCCAGUCGAAAGUCCAGUCGCAGCAAGAAGACUGCACAAGCCUCGGGGCCCUCGUCUUCGAACCGACGAUCGCGGAAGAAGUCGAACAAUGCCGAUGAGGACACCCCGAUGACCGGUACCGACGAGAACGAGAAAGCAUCAGCACCACCCCCUCCUCCAGCGCACGAGGACAACUUCGACGAGGACAGCGAGGACCAUGACGACGAGGACCACCGAUACGAUGAGCACGACGAUGACGACGUAUUUGGAGGGUUCGGCGGCCCACCAGGUGGGCUUCACUCCAGCCUCGCCCUCCUCACAGGCAUGAUGUCCGGCAUGGGAUCCCGCCUCAGGGAGAUACUGGCCAAUCUUCGACAAAAGGAGGACCCGAGUUUGCAUCUCAUCGCGCUGAACGAGCUGUCUGAGCUCCUCCUGGUGUCCAACGAGGACAACCUCCAGGGCCAUUUCUCGGCGGACUCGUUCGUGCGUGAGCUGGUCUCGCUGAUGAAGCCAGACGACUUCAUGGAGGCCAACCCGGAAAUCAUGCUUCUCGCCUGCCGCUGUCUCGCAAACCUCAUGGAGGCCCUGCCUUCCAGCGUCACCAACGUCGUGUACGCCGGCGCCGUGCCAGUUCUCUGCGAGAAGCUCAGGGACAUUCAGUUCAUAGAUUUGGCCGAACAGGCUUUGAGCACCCUGGAGAAGAUCUCUGUCGAGUAUCCCUCUGCAAUCGUCAAGGAGGGCGGUCUUGCCGCCUGCCUCGAGUAUCUCGACUUUUUCGCCAUGAGCACACAACGAACCGCCGUAACGACUGCUGCAAACUGCUGUCGCAACCUUCCGCACGACUACUUCGACGUUGUGAAAGACGCAAUGCGGAUCCUCCGCGAUGUUCUGAAGAAUAGUGACCAGCGGGUGGUGGAGCAAGCAUCUAUUUGCGUUUCUCGCAUCGUGGACACCUGGCGCCAUAACCCGAGCAAGCUGGAGGCUCUGGUGACCGAGGAUCUCCUGUCCUCUAUUCUCCGACUACUACUGCCCGGCAGCACCAACCUGAUCUCACCCAACAUCCACACCCAAUUUCUGCGAGUCCUGGCAUCCACGGCAAGGGCGAGCCCCAGGCUGUCCGUGGAGCUAAUGAAAAUGAACGUGGUCGAGACUCUCUACCAGGUCUUGACAGGUGUUUCGCCUCCUAACGGGACUGAUGACAUCGCAUCAAAACUUGACAGUGUGCUCAUCAUGCAAGCACUUAUCCACCGACCACGAGAACAGAUUCUCGAGGCACUGAAUGUCAUCUGCGAACUCCUGCCCAAGCUGCCCACCGGCGCUGCCGAUCCCACAAAGGGCGGCUUCAACGAGGUCGCUCCGCGAGAAGUCAACACUGGCUCACCCUCCACGUCGAGACGCAGAACGUCGGAUGAGAAGCGUAUCCAGUUGUUGGAGGGUUGCAAGGCGGAGGUCCGACGAUUCGCCUUGAUUUUGUUCCCGACUCUGACGGAUGCCUUUUCCAGCACGGUGAACCUCAGUGUGAGGCAAAAGGUCUUGUUGGCUCAGCUUAAGAUGCUGUACAACUUGGACGAGGGAAUUCUUACCGAAGCCCUGGCACCAGUGCCUUACGCGUCCUUCCUCGCGUCAAUCCUCUCGCAGAAGGACGACCUCACCCUCGUGACAGCAGCCCUGCAGGCUACAGAGCUUCUCAUGACACGGCUCGGAAGCAUUUAUCAGUACCAGCUGUACAGGGAGGGUGUUAUCGCAGAAAUCUCAAAGGUGGCCGACGAGACGGAGGCUGAUGCCAAAGCAGUCAUUGAGUCUCAAGACUUGCCAAGGCGGACCUCUGCGGCUUCCGAAGACCGGUCUUCGCGUAAUGAUUCAUCGGACGACGACGACGAUGACGACGCAGCUGAUGAGCAUGAUGAAGACGACGAGGAUGACGAGCCAUCGCACCACUCGUCCGAGGAUGAGCACGAUGAGGACAACGAGGAGGACGAAGACGAGGAGCACGAAAACGACGGCCGACCUCAGGUCAUGUCUGGAUCUCCCGAUAGCUCCGGUGGUUCUACCAUGUCCAUCGAUGCCCCACCCCGGCCGCCUCCAUUCACGAGUACUCAGUUGCUGCGAUCCAAGAUCCAUAAGGACGCAAAGCAGUUUCUCGCGACGCACGAGGCGGAGAAGAAUGCCAAGUCCAUGAAGAAGAGAGCUACCAAGAUCUUGACGGACCUUACAGAACUGGCAUCAGAAAUUGAGGCUUUCUAUCUCCGCCCAACCUCAUCUGGCAGCAUCGCCGGUGAGAAUGGAAAGAAGUUGUUCGAGAAGCUGGCGACAUAUUUCGACUCGGACUUGUUUGAGAGUGCAACAAGUGCGGAGCUCCUUGCCUCGGGUGUUGUACGAGUCCUUGAAGAGGUGUUUAGCAACCCUGACGAGGAUCUUGCAAUGGCUGCUCAGGCAGCGUUCAUUGAGGUCUUCAUGGGAUACACCGUCAAAUCGAAACCCAAGACAGCAACUGCUGACUCGCCCGCCACUCCCUUCAGUAUGAUGGUGCACAAGCUGCAAGACCUGCUCAGCCGAUCGGAGCACUUUGAGGUCCUCACUGUGUCUAGUGCUGCGCACGGCGAUAGCCACCGCAGCAGCCCGGCAUCCAUGCUGGCCAAACAAAUCCGCCUGAAGCUCGUCGCUGACGACGACUCAGACAUCCCUAAGGUUUACCGGAACAUAAUGGUCUCCAUACAUGCGAUCGCGACAUUCAAGUCAUUGGAGGACUACCUGCGCCCACGCAUCAGCCUCUCCGACCGUCCGCGACCACCACGGGGCAAUCGCGAGAGCCUGACGCGAGCCUUGGCCGCAAUGACAGGGGGCGCCUUCCCCUUCGGCGCCGGCUCACCCUCUGGGUCCGGUCGCAUUCCCUCUCGCAUGCCCCCGCAGCUUGGUAGUGCCACGCCGCCGCCUCCUCCCCCGCCAGUUCCACCUACAGCUUCGGGCUCUCGAUCGUCGCGGAAAUCCAAGACCUCCAGGUCGCUCCCUAACGCAGAGACCCCGUCCACACCAGACCCUGCUUCUUCAGCACCGGGCGCAAAAGUCAUACUGCGUAGGUCCAGUCGACGCAGCGCGGCGCCAGCAGAUUCACCACAAGCAAGCCGUGCACCCCCAGCCGACGAAGACGACCUUGAGGAUGCGCUUGAGUGUGCUGAUGAAAAGCAUAUCACCGAGGAUGAGGGUACACCCGACCGCAGCGCUCUUGAUGCUAUUGUGGGCGACCUGGAUGAAGACAUGGGUGAUGCACCAACCCCUGACCCUUCGGCCGUGAAUCUUGAGGUCGCAGCGGGUGGCAAGAUCACGGCGCGGAAGGAAGAUGGCACGCGUGUUCCAACCCCAUCUCAGGGCAGCACCAGCAGCGGCAGCGGCAACGCGAACCUUGCUCAGCGUUCAAGUCUUCUUGCCAACGCGCUGAUGAACUCGCCGUCGCCGUCCUCUCCUUCCCGCUCCAUGUCCUAUGCUGCUGCAAUCCAGUCCGUGCCGCAAGACUGGCAUCUGGAGUUCAGCCACCAGGGCAAGGUCUUGACCAAUGAUACGACGGUAUACCGCGCAGUUCAGAAACCGGCGAUAGAUUCAAAUGACUACUCAAGCCGGAAUGUUUGGAUCUUGACACACGAGAUCAAAAUCCGGCGUGUGCCCGGGCCCCCGUCGGCCGAGAGACUGUCGUUUGGCGGUUCGGCUUCCAGCGAGGAGAGCGAGAACGGGGAGGGCAACAGCCCAGCCUCGUUAGCCAAGCACCCUAGUACUGCGUCCAUCCUUCGCCUGCUGAAGAUCCUGCACAACCUAAAUGCGAACAUUGACGACGUGCUUGUGGAAAACAAGGCUACUCUCAAGCUGAAUAUUGAACCCCUGUCACAGUUCGUCAAUACCAAGCUGACAUCGAAGCUGAACCGGCAGCUUGAAGAGCCUCUGAUCGUCGCCAGCAACUGCCUACCAAGUUGGAGCGAAGACCUGGCGCGACUGUAUCCUUUCCUCUUCCCCUUCGAGACACGCCACUUGUUCCUCCAGUCGACCUCAUUUGGUUACGCUCGUUCCAUGAACCGAUGGCAGAAUGCUCAGUCACAGGAAGAGUUGAGGCGUAACCGGGACGACCGACCAUUCCUUGGUCGCCUGCAGCGACAGAAGGUGCGCAUCUCACGGGCCAAGAUCCUCGAGUCGGCCUUGAAGGUUAUGGAUCUAUAUGGAAGCUCGCAGAGCAUCCUGGAGGUGGAGUACUUUGAGGAAGUCGGUACCGGUCUCGGCCCAACGUUGGAGUUCUACUCGACGGUCUCCAAGGAAUUUGCCAUGAAGAAGCUCAGGCUUUGGAGAGAUGCGGACCAGAAUGAGUCCGAUGAGUAUGUCUCUGGACCGACUGGCCUGUUUCCACGGCCGUUGAGCGAAGAUGACGUGUCCACGCCGAAUGGCGAACGCAUCCUGCAGCUUUUCAGGACACUUGGCAAGUUCACAGCUCGCUCGAUGAUUGAUUCCCGAAUCAUCGAUAUCAAUUUCAACCCCAUCUUUUUCCGCAUUGGCGAUGAGACAUCGGGCAUCAAGCCUUCCCUUGGAGCCAUGAAACUUGUGGACCCAGUCCUGGCCAGGUCCUUGGUUCUGGUGAAGAAGUUCGCUCUGGCCAAGAAGACAAUUGCCGAGGAUCCCAACAGGGACGCCACACAGAAGGUCAAUGACAUCCAGAACAUCACCGUGGACAACGGAGUGCGGGUCGAAGACUUGUCACUCGACUUCACCCUCCCCGGCUACCCGGAGAUUGACCUGGUACCCAACGGCUCGCAAAUCAUGUUGACCAUUGACAACGUGGACAAUUAUCUGGAGCGAGUCAUUGACAUGACACUGGGAAGCGGAGUCCGCCAUCAGGUUGAUGCUUUCCGUACAGGCUUUUCUCAAGUCUUCCCGUACAGCGCCCUUAGAGCCUUCACGCCUGAUGAGCUUUGCACUCUGUUCGGCCGCACUGAGGAGGAUUGGUCCCUUCCUACUCUCAUGGACUCAAUCAAGGCAGACCACGGCUUCAACAUGGACAGCAAGAGUGUCAGGAACCUGCUGCAAACCAUGAAUGAGAUGACACCAGUCCAGCGACGGGAGUUCUUGCAGUUUACAACUGGAAGUCCCAAACUUCCCAUUGGAGGAUUCAAGAGUCUGACACCAAUGUUCACCGUCGUCUGCAAGCCGGCAGAGGCGCCGUACACCUCGGAUGACUACCUCCCUAGUGUCAUGACCUGCGCCAACUAUCUCAAGCUCCCCGAUUACACCGAUGUCAAGAUUCUGCAGAAGCGUCUUUUCACCGCGACCAAGGAGGGACAGGGCGCAUUCCACCUUUCGUAAUAUGUCAUGGCUGAGGGUGGACUUAUUGCUCUUUCCAUCAGUCGAUCCGCAACGUUGCAGCGGAGUUAUGCCUUCGACUUCUAUACCCACAUCAGUUCACCGUCUCCACUUGCUAGGAUUUUGAGGGCGUCUCUUUUUCUUUCCUUGUUUUUUUUUUUGGGAGGGGGUUGGGGGGCGGACCAACAGCACCAAUCGAUUAGCCGACCAAUCAGGAGGGAAGGGUACUAAAAGGGACAAAAUGGAUUGCAUGGAAAGGAAGGAGCCUCGAGCGGCUCUCAUGUCUAGUUUUCUGUAGUUUUCAUGGUCGACGAAAGGGAGGGAGGGAGCGAGCACGUCAACUCUUAGAGGAUGGACAAGGAGGCGUAAUCCCAGAUAGAUUGGUAAACUCAUUACACACUCUUGUUAGACCACUGCAA
Diaporthe batatas is the source of this 7019-nucleotide messenger RNA. RefSeq lists its product as uncharacterized. The transcript is spliced from 6 exons. Lineage: Eukaryota; Fungi; Ascomycota; Sordariomycetes; Diaporthales; Diaporthaceae. Gene Ontology annotation, biological process: protein polyubiquitination; proteasome-mediated ubiquitin-dependent protein catabolic process. The record is from RefSeq and is a predicted model, not a curated record. Gene Ontology annotation, molecular function: ubiquitin protein ligase activity. Gene Ontology annotation, cellular component: nuclear speck. Bases 613 to 6603 code for a protein of 1996 amino acids.